GAUCGGACUACAUAUGUUUCAUCUUUAGUUGCGUUCUCUUGGUACUAUCACGUUACUCUGCUGAUCGAGAGCAAAAUAUUUUUUCGACAAAAUUGUUUAUUAUUGUAACUUUUACCAGUGUAAGUGUGUACUUUAUAAUCACAUAAUAUCGUCACUGUGUAGUAAAUUAUUAUUAAUAGAAGCAUAGACAAAGAAUAGUAACUAACCAUGAAAAAAGCAGCACACAUUGAUGAUGUUCAACCGUUGACAGUAGAUGAACAUUUAGAACUGUUACUAAAAGAUGAAAGUGAAAUCGACGUAAAAUCUACCACAGCAACACCCGAUGAUCUUCCAGAUUGGUACAAUGAAAAAUUAUUCAAAAUAGGUCAAAAGUUUUACCAGAAUAACAUGAUGCAGAUGAUAUCAUCUAGCUUUGUAGGUCUUCUUGCAGUAAUAGUAAUUCCACAAACACUAAAGGUGCUUUUGUUUACAAAACAAAGUAGUAUACCUUGCAUAGCCUCUGCCAGAUAUAUUCGAACUGCAUUGCACAUAAGAAAUAUAUAUACAUGUGAUCCGAGUGACCCAAAUUCCAAGUGGUAUAAAACAAUCGAUCUAAUUCGCUGGAAACACAAGACAAGCAGCAAAAGAGCAAAAAAAGCUGGCAUUGGAGGAAUUUAUAACAGAGACGUGGCUAUAACACAAUUUGCUUUCAUAGGAUAUGCGUUUGUCGCGCCUAAAUCUGUCGGUUUGCAAUGUACGGAGGAAGAAUGUGAAGCACUUAAUCAUUUCUGGCGCGUAAUGGGUCAUAUGUUAGAAGUUCCCGACCGAUUAAAUAUAUGUCGUAAAACCGUAGCAGAAACUCGCGAAUUGUGCCGAAAGUUAUGUUACGAUGUUUUAGCAGAACAUUUUAAUAAGGCUCCUAUCGAGUUCUACGAGAUGGUGAGAGUUAUAAUAAAUUCAUUAUGGUACAUCGAUGUUACGUUAAAUUAUGACGCUUUCCUGGCGUUUACCUAUCAGCUACACGGUAUCAAAUAUAAAGCACCACUCGGAUGGUACAGUCGAUUAAACGGCAAAUAUCAUGAUUUGAUAUACUAUCUGUGUUGUGUACCUUAUGUUGGAGCAGCAGUAAGAACCUUUUUUAAUUAUUGGCUUAACUUUAUAUUUUGGCUCAUUCAAAAUUAUCCUCUACACGCAUGGAUGAAAUUCGGAAUAAACAAUUUCGAGAUCAAGCUAUAUCCUAAAUACAAGUAGUUUCAAGUUUGUCAGUGUUGUGAAUCAGUGUUGUUCUAUAUACUUGUAAUUUUAUCUAUUAUAUUUUCUGUAUUAUAUUCAUAUUUUUAUGAAAGUGUCGUGAUUCUAUCCACUAUAUAUUUCCACUAUAUUAAUAUAAGAUAUUUUUGCACGCUCGCGCAAAGGCAUGAUCGUUUAAAUUUCGCGUUGUUAGAAAUAAAAGUUUUU
Pseudomyrmex gracilis is the source of this 1437-nucleotide messenger RNA. RefSeq lists its product as uncharacterized. Bases 208 to 1230 code for a protein of 340 amino acids. The record is from RefSeq and is a predicted model, not a curated record. NCBI's taxonomy places the organism in Eukaryota, Metazoa, Arthropoda, Insecta, Hymenoptera, Formicidae. The transcript has 8 exons.